GUUGUUAGCGGGGUAGUUUCUUUCUGCUCGUCAGUGGUCACAUAUUACACGAGGCUGCAACAUCCACCACCACGACCACGACCACGACCAUGGCUAUCACCGACUUUCUAGCAGCUGCAGACAUCACUUCAGCUAUAAACGCCUGUAAAGCGAAGGAUUCCUUUAGCCCGAAGACGUUCUUCAAAGCGGUGGGUUUGUCCAAGAAAACCCCACCAGAGAUCGAGGGGGUCUUUAAGAUUUUGGACCAGGACAAAAGUGGCUUCAUCGAACAGGAUGAGUUACAACUGUUCCUGCAGAACUUUGCCAAAGGAGCAAGGCCCCUGACCGCGGCUGAAACCAGAGCUUUCCUCCUGGAAGGAGACUCGGACGGGGAUGGGAAGAUCGGCUGGGAAGAGUUUUCUGCAAUGGUGAAGUCUUCGUAAGGACAUUUGGAUCUGGUGUUCAGUGCCAUAAUAUAAAAUAUGUCAUACUUUAAAUAAAAAAAUGUCAAAAAAACAA
This is a messenger RNA of Solea solea (common sole), 498 nucleotides long. RefSeq names its product parvalbumin, thymic-like. Gene Ontology annotation, cellular component: cytoplasm; nucleus. The record is from RefSeq and is a predicted model, not a curated record. The transcript is spliced from 4 exons. Gene Ontology annotation, molecular function: calcium ion binding. Lineage: Eukaryota; Metazoa; Chordata; Actinopteri; Pleuronectiformes; Soleidae. Bases 90 to 422 code for a protein of 110 amino acids.